AUGUUUUUUUUCGUUAUCCUUUUUCUGUUCGGUACGGCUGUCGCACAAACACCAAAACCGUGUACAAGUCCUCGUCAAUGGGAAGCACGCGUACAUAGUUCCAAUCCAAAUCUCGAUGCUGAUCUUCUCGGUCGUUUCAGCUACGAUUCCGUAUUUCAACGUACACGCAUUUUACAACGUGUAAAAGUUGGUCGUACGGAAACGUACUAUGAUAUUAUUAGUUUAUAUCAUGAUAAACUUGCAUUUAUGAUCGAUAUGAAGACUGCUAAAUGUUCACGUUUUAACUUUGAUCAGCCAUGGCGGGAUUUCGGCAUUCAACCCGAUGCGACGCCACUUGGUGUAGCUUAUAUUGGUUCCUCUGCUCUUUCUGAUGCUACCCUUCUCGUCACUAUUUGGACUGGAAAGGAAAUAAUUCCUAUAAAUGAAACUGCACGUUAUAUCGACACAUGGACUCGAAACAGUUGUUUACCAGUCUCUAAUAUCGUUUUUGAGCCAAGUGGAAGUGUAAAUCAUUUAAGAUACUAUGAUGUAACACUUGGUAUCAAUGAUCCAAAUGUAUUUAUUCCACCAGAGAAAUGCUUCACCGAUGAACGACAUCCAGUACAGUAUUUUCCUUUUGGUAUACUUCGAAAAAAUAUGUUAUUUUAA
Messenger RNA from Adineta ricciae, 648 nucleotides. NCBI's taxonomy places the organism in Eukaryota, Metazoa, Rotifera, Eurotatoria, Adinetida, Adinetidae. The record is from the annotation of a GenBank genome assembly.